Messenger RNA from Paraphaeosphaeria sporulosa, 2060 nucleotides. RefSeq lists its product as uncharacterized. Gene Ontology annotation, molecular function: DNA-binding transcription factor activity, RNA polymerase II-specific; zinc ion binding. Bases 221 to 1708 code for a protein of 495 amino acids. The record is from RefSeq and is a predicted model, not a curated record. NCBI's taxonomy places the organism in Eukaryota, Fungi, Ascomycota, Dothideomycetes, Pleosporales, Didymosphaeriaceae. The transcript is spliced from 2 exons. Gene Ontology annotation, biological process: regulation of DNA-templated transcription.
UCUCACGCCUUGCUUUCUCAUCCUUCCUCGAGCCAACAUCACCCAUGUGAGUGUUAAUGUCGCUUUUACGGUGACAAGACGCGCAAAAACUCAGACAAGAGAAUCCUCCUGUACCACAUGCUACUAAGAAAAUAGCUCUGACCACUCUCAUUCCUCGGGUAUAGCAAAGGAAAAUCAACCGUCUGUGAGCUUAUUGUAGCUAUCUCCUCAAGGACCUAGUAUGGUUUUUAGAGGUAAACCGUCAAAGGCCUGUCAGAGAUGUCGGGACCGGAAACUCCGAUGCAACCUUCAGCGGCCAUCCUGUAGCUCCUGCCUGCGAAUUGGAGUCCGGUGCUAUGGAUAUCGUGAUACGGACGUCCUGCGUAUCUCGAACGAAACCGAGUUUGUUCAUAUGAAGGCUAUUUCAGCCGAGAAGCGAGUCAUGACACCAAAGCGGGCCAAUAAAGCGAGCUUCAAGCUUUCCCACUUGCCUUUAGAUCUCCAAGCCCAGGCGAGACAGCUUUUCUUUGCGUACUACAUUGCGGAUUUCAGUCGAGUAUGGGAUUUCUUAUACCCCCAUUUCGAUCCAAAGACUGCCCCGGAACACCUCUCCCUCAGCAUAGAUGCUGCAAGUCUAGCGUUCUUGUCACACCACGUGAACUCUCCUUCUGCACAGAAUCUAGGGAGACAAAAGUACGUUGGCGCGCUCAGGGAGACAAAUAAGGUGCUGCAGGAUCCGACCACCCUCCCACAGACAAACACACUUGAAGCCUCGCUGCUACUAGACCUCUUUGAGAGAAUCACAGAUUCUAGACCCACUUCUGUUGUGUCUCAGCGAGCCCAUGUGGAUGGCGCUCUGGCGCUCGUUAGGCUUAGAGGCUUGCAGCACUUCACAGACCCGGGUGGCUUGAAGGCGCUCACAAGGCUGGCACUAAACUCCGUCGUCAUAUCAAUAACCAACCGCGAGAGUAUACCGGAAGACGUUACAAAGAUCAGAGAACAUACAGCAAACUAUACUGACGUCUCGCAUCCCAAGUGGUUGUUGUCAGGCAUCACACUGAAGGUCACUGACCUCCUUUCAGAGAUCACUAAGAGUGUCCUGACAGCAGAAGAGAAAGUGCGGCGGUGUGUUGUAUUGGAGAGACAGCUUGAAAUCAUCGACAAUGAGGCGCCUCCGAAAUGGUCGUAUGACCGGAUAUAUGUUACAGAAGAGCAAGAAGACACGACUUUGGAUGGUUACUACGAUGUCUACGCCUCCCGCGUAGAUACACAGAUGUGGAAUGUCCUCCGGUUUAUAAGGAUCGUUCUCUGCGAUGAGAUUAUUGAAUCCUGCGCCAAUACUAAUGACAAGACCAGCCAGCACGCAAUGGAGACCGCCGCCUUGGUAGUCCGAGAAGUGUGUGCCACGGUCCCUCAGAUGACCGACUGCAAUGGUCCUGCUAGGCACAAAUUACCACCGGGAUCCAGCGCAAAUAUGCACACUCAUACGCUGUCACAUUUUCUCGACACGUACAUUCUCCUAUUGGGGCUGUAUGCCGCUGCAUGGUCCCGCGGUUGUCCCGAGAAAGCAAGGAUCUGGAUCAUUAAACAGCUUGAUAGGAUUGCUGAGCACUUUGGGGUGAAAGAAGCGGCGACAGUGGCGGCAAUAUUGAAAAUGCAGGAUGCGAGGGCUAGGACAGGACCCUGGGACGUGUAUCGGCUUAUUGGAAGCUAUGCAUUCGCAGCAUAGCAAUGUCCCUUCGAGUCAGAAAUCAAACCUGGGUUCCCCGACUGCACGGGAGCUGUUCAAGCGGUGCAUGUAUCGAAUGCUCGUCAACAGGUCACAAUAGGAUACUGUUGCGACCCGUCACGCGCUAUCCGUUCCUCUGGUCGUUUCCGGAGAUUGACAGAGAGCACUCCUACAAAUGUGAUCCUAAGAUGGAGUCUUGGAGAUGCUCGGCAGCUCGUAUAGCAGCACCUACGCUCAAAAUAUCAAUUGCCGAUACAUAUGUAUGUAAGUGCGGAAGUAGGAGCGGGUGUAAGGGCGGACGUUGUAUCCAUAGUGUAUUCCCGCAGCUGCCACAUUGGUAGACUUGCCAAGU